AUGGCCAACAUCGUGGUGAAGACCAUCUGGCAGUCCAAGGAGAUAAAUGAAGCUGGAGAUACCCCGAGCGGAGGAGCGGAGAGUCGGCCUCAGAGCAGCAAGGAGCAGAUGGGGAAGUCUGGCGGCAUCAAGGCCUUCCCUAAAAAGAAGAAAGCCGUCUCUUUCCAUGGGGUUGAGCCUCACUUGACAAGCGAAAGCCCCAACCUCAACUUGAAGCGCUCCUCUGCCUGCACCAAUGUUUCACUCCUGAACCUGACUGAUGGGGAGCAUGAAGACUCCACCACCGAGAACGACCCCUCAGACGAUGGGGGUUCUCCAGAGGGGGCAGCAGGGGGAAAAAAGGACCCCCCGCCCCCUGUCAAGGCUGCAUGGUCCGAGGAUGACUAUGACACCCCCAUCCAACAGGAAGUGAGCAAUAGUGGCCUCUUGCGAGCCAAGGACUCCAUCACCAGCCUCAAGGAGAGGACGUCCAAGGUCAAUCGCCAUGUUCAGAACCUGCAGAGUGAGUGCGCAGUGCUGUGCGAAUACCUGGACUGGCGCAGACAGGAAGCCAAAGACCUGGAGGAGUACUGCACUCAGCUCCAGGAGAGGUGCCGAAAGUUCACGAAAUCCGUGGAGGAUGCUGAAGUUAAGGCCAACGUGCUCAAGAAAAACUCAGUGCUGCUGGAGGAGAAGCUGUGCUUCUUACAGCGGCAAGUACAGGCAGAGGACCUCACCCAGCAAGUGAAGCCGCUCCUGGAAGAUGUGUCCCAGCACCUCUCCGUAUUCAAGUCCUCAGACACACUUGAAAAAUAUCCUGCCAGCUGCGCCAGAUGUGCCAGCUACAGCUUUGUGAACACCGAGAUGCUACGGCAGAUGGUCGAGAACGCGGUGGCUCCCAUUUUGGAGGAGCUGAAGCAGAGGACCCCACUCUUGGGCACAUGCCCCAGCUGCCAGCGUUUGCAGAAGAAGAUAAUGGAUCUGAAGCAGUCAGCCUUGGAUACACACACACGGGCAGAGGUUCUGAAUUCGAAUAUUCGUCUAAGUCAGGAUGAAGCCUGGAGCGCCAAGAACCAUCUGGAGUGGGCAAGGAGGAGCCCAGACAAGGACAAGGCCGCCAGCCUGGAUUACCUCCGCAAAAAGCUGAGCUCCCGCCAUUCACAACUGUCCCUGGUCUCCCAGGAGGGGUCAUCCCAACCAGAAGUCAUCUCCGUGGCUGCUGCUGGGGCCCUCAUGAAGAAGAAUUCCUGCCCUGCCGAGUUAAACUGUGACCCCGAUAAUGAACAAGAGUAA
Euleptes europaea (tarantolino) is the source of this 1272-nucleotide messenger RNA. RefSeq names its product testis specific serine kinase substrate (gene TSKS). NCBI's taxonomy places the organism in Eukaryota, Metazoa, Chordata, Lepidosauria, Squamata, Sphaerodactylidae. Gene Ontology annotation, cellular component: centriole. Gene Ontology annotation, molecular function: protein kinase binding. The record is from RefSeq and is a predicted model, not a curated record. The transcript has 10 exons. The coding region runs from base 1 to 1272 and encodes 423 amino acids.